UCUCAUUUACAAUCUAAGUCACAAUUGAAACUCUUAAAUCAGUGUUUUCUGAUUGACACAAACUCACUUUGUAUUAAUAAAUUGUUCCAACCAAUUUAACCUUUUGACCGCUGGACAUAAUCAGUUAAUUUACCAUCAAUGGCUCUUUUAAAUUCUAUUAGACAAUUAAACUCCAAGGUCUCUCUGUGUUUACGGAAACCAUCAACUUUCAGUCGGUUGUUAUCGACAAGUCGAGUUAAUUGUGGUCCAUUAACGACACUUUCUGAAGAUGAGGUCGCAAUCAAGGAUAUGGUCAACAGGUUGUGUCAAGAUCUAAUCGCCCCAAGGGUCAAAGAGAUGGACGAAAAAUCAAAAAUGGACCAAGUUAUCAUAGACGCGCUUUUUGCCAAUGGUUUGAUGGGUGUUGAUGCUGACACCGAAUAUGGAGGAACCGGGGCCAAUUUUUUCAGUACCGUUUUGGCAGCCGAGGAAUUAGCUAAAUGUGACCCAUCGGUCAGUGCGCUAAUGGACAUUCACAAUACUCUUUGUGUCUCGGUGUUCAACAAAUAUGCUUCUGAAGAGCAAAAGAAAAAAUAUCUCACCCGAUUGUGUACAGAUACGGUUGGUUCAUUUUGCCUCUCAGAACCAGGAUCGGGUUCUGAUGCUUUCUCAUUGAAAACUCGUGCCGAGGAUAAAGGUGAUCACUAUGUAAUUAACGGAGGUAAAUGUUGGAUCAGUAAUUCGGAUGUCGCCGGUAUUUUCCUCGUAUUUGCCAAUGUAGAUCCAAGUAAAGGUUAUCGAGGGAUAACUUGUUUCGUAAUGAACAGGGAAACACCCGGUUUGUCAAUUGGUAAACCCGAAAAUAAAUUGGGUAUCCGAGCAUCGGGAACAUGUACCGUUACUUUUGACAAUGUUAAAGUACCAAAAGAAGAUGUGAUCGGAACCGUAGGUCAAGGUUAUAAAAUAGCAAUUGGAAUUCUAAAUGAAGGUCGAAUUGGUAUCGGAUCACAAAUGGUUGGCCUGGCUCAAGGGUGUUUCGAUCAUGCCGUCAAAUAUACUCUCGAAAGGAAACAAUUUAACCAAAGGAUCUUUGAUUUCCAAGGGAUGCAACAUCAAAUCGCUAAUGUGGCCAUUCAAAUUGAAGCCGCUCGACUAAUGAUCUACAAUGCAGCUCGAUUACAAGACACUGGGGCCAAUAUCGUUAAAGAAGCGGCCAUGGCCAAGUAUUUCGCCUCCGAGGUCUCUACUUUGGCCACAAGUAAAUGCAUUGAAUGGAUGGGAGGUGUUGGUUUUACUCGCGAUUAUCCCGUUGAAAAAUAUUACCGAGACUGUAAAAUCGGUAACAUUUAUGAAGGAACAUCAAACAUACAAUUAAAUACAGUUGCUAAAUUGUUGGAAGCUGAAUACAAGUAGAUUUACUAAAUUUUCCAUAACAAAAAUUUCCACUGACAAUCUGAAAACCACGAUUACAAUCAACUUAAUUUGAUUGCAUUUUGUAUUAUUUGAACAAAUUGUUUAAAAGAUAAAAUAUAUUUUCACUUUAA
Messenger RNA from Panonychus citri (citrus red mite), 1523 nucleotides. Its product is annotated as short/branched chain specific acyl-CoA dehydrogenase, mitochondrial-like. Gene Ontology annotation, cellular component: mitochondrion. Gene Ontology annotation, molecular function: flavin adenine dinucleotide binding; acyl-CoA dehydrogenase activity. The transcript has 4 exons. Bases 139 to 1392 code for a protein of 417 amino acids. The record is from RefSeq and is a predicted model, not a curated record. NCBI's taxonomy places the organism in Eukaryota, Metazoa, Arthropoda, Arachnida, Trombidiformes, Tetranychidae.